AUGGCGAACGAUGAGUACGACUACCUCUUCAAAGUUGUCCUGAUCGGCGACUCCGGCGUCGGCAAAUCCAACCUCCUCUCGCGUUUCACCCGCAACGAGUUCAACCUCGACAGCAAAUCAACCAUCGGUGUCGAAUUCGCAACCCGCAGCAUCCAAGUCGACGCCAAGACCAUCAAAGCCCAGAUCUGGGAUACCGCGGGUCAAGAACGCUACCGCGCCAUUACUUCAGCCUACUACCGUGGUGCUGUCGGAGCCCUCCUCGUCUACGAUAUCAGCAAGCACCAGACGUACGAGAAUGUGACGAGGUGGCUGAAGGAGCUGAGAGAUCAUGCGGAUACGAAUAUUGUGAUCAUGUUGGUGGGCAACAAGAGUGAUUUGAGGCAUUUGAGGGCGGUGCCGACUGAGGAGGCCAAGGAGUUUGCGAGUCAGCACAGUUUGAGCUUCAUUGAGACGUCGGCUUUGGAUGCGAGUAAUGUUGAGCUGGCGUUCCAAAAUGAGUUGACUGAGAUCUACCGCAUUGUCUCGAGCAAGGCGCUCGACCAGGGUAUGUGCACCCUGAUGUAG
Messenger RNA from Recurvomyces mirabilis, 564 nucleotides. RefSeq names its product Rab GTPase ypt31 (gene YPT31). Lineage: Eukaryota; Fungi; Ascomycota; Dothideomycetes; Mycosphaerellales; Teratosphaeriaceae. Gene Ontology annotation, biological process: exocytosis. Gene Ontology annotation, molecular function: GTP binding; GTPase activity. The record is from RefSeq and is a predicted model, not a curated record. The transcript is spliced from 3 exons. The coding region runs from base 1 to 564 and encodes 187 amino acids. Gene Ontology annotation, cellular component: recycling endosome; Golgi apparatus.